Malassezia pachydermatis is the source of this 471-nucleotide messenger RNA. RefSeq lists its product as hypothetical. NCBI's taxonomy places the organism in Eukaryota, Fungi, Basidiomycota, Malasseziomycetes, Malasseziales, Malasseziaceae. The transcript has a single exon. The record is from RefSeq and is a predicted model, not a curated record. The coding region runs from base 1 to 471 and encodes 156 amino acids.
AUGCCGUCGCGCCCUGCGUGCACGCUCGACAACCGCGCGAUCGAGGUGGGUCUCCAGCUUCGGACGCUCUGCCCGCCGCGCACAGGCGUAUGCACAUGGUGCACGACGCCCAGCAUCACGCCCUUCCACGGCGAGGUGUGCCCCGGGCGCCAACGGGUGCAGCAGAUCAAGCGCCACGACUACCUUCGUGACCUACUCGCUCGCACAUUCCAGCGCCGCCCUGGGACCACAGUCAGGGUCGAGCAGGGAUGGGACACCGACGAGCCGGACCGCCGCCGCUUCGACAUUGAAGUGCGCAGCCACUACGACGAGUCGCCCAUCACGCACAUCGACCUGACCGUCGUGGAGGUCGUCCACGCCGCCGAGGUCGCCGCUGGACGACAGGCCCCACCCGUUCUCGUCCCGCGCUUCGACGAGGGCCAGGCCGUGCCUUCGCACCACUGGGAGGCACACCCUGCGUAUGCUGUCUAA